CAAUUACUCAAUUACUCUGGAGUAGAUCCUACUUCAAGAAUGGCACCAGAUUCAGAUUCGUUUCCUCAAGCCUAUAAUCGUGAUAAUUUUCAGCAUCCUGCUAGUUUCUCACGACUACCUUCAAAUGUUAUGGGAUCACCUGCUUCGGGUAUUCCACCCCAAUCUCAUCAUCCUACUGACAAUUACUCUGGAGUCGAUCCUGCUUCAAGAAUGGCACCAGAUUCAGAUUCGUUUCCUCAAGCCUAUAAUCAUGAUAAUUUUCAGCAUCCUGCUAGUUUCUCACGACUACCUUCAAAUAUUACGGGAUCACCUGCUUCGGGUAUUCCACCCCAAUCUCAUCAUCCUACUGACAAUUACUCUGGAGUAGAUCCUACUGACAAUUACUCUGGAGUGGAUCCUGCUUCAAGAAUGGCACCAGAUUCAGAUUCGUUUCCUCAAGCCUAUAAUCAUGAUAAUUUUCAGCAUCCUGCUAGUUUCUCACGACUACCUCCAAAUGUUAUGGGAUCACGUGCUUCGGGUAUUCCACCCCAAUCUCAUCAUCCUACUGACAAUUACUCUGGAGUAGAUCCUGCUUCAAGAAUGGCACCAGAUUUAGAUUCGUUUCCUCAAGCCUAUAAUCAUGAUAAUUUUCAGCAUCCUGCUAGUUUCUCACGACUACCUUCAAAUGUUAUGGGAUCACCUGCUUCGGGUAUUCCACCCCAAUCUCAUCAUCCUACUGACAAUUACUCUGGAGUAGAUCUAGCUUCAAGAAUGGCACCAGAUUCAGAUUCGUUUCCUCAAGCCUAUAAUCAUGAUAAUUUUCAGCAUUUUGCUAGUUUCUCACGACUACCUUCAAAUGUUAUGGGAUCACGUGCUUCGGGUAUUCCACCCCAAUCUCAUCAUCCUACUGACAAUUACUCUGGAGUAGAUCCUGCUUCAAGAAUGGCACCAGAUUCAGAUUCGUUUCCUCAAGCCUAUAAUCAUGAUAAUUUUCAGCAUCCUGCUAGUUUCUCACGACUACCUUCAAAUAUUACGGGAUCACCUGCUUCGGGUAUUCCACCCCAAUCUCAUCAUCCUACUGACAAUUACUCUGGAGUAGAUCCUGCUUCAAGAAUGGCACCAAAUUCAGAUUCAUUUCCUCAAGCCUAUAAUCAUGAUAAUUUUCAGCAUCCUGCUAGUUUCUCACGACUACCUCCAAAUGUUAUGGGAUCACCUGCUUCGGGUAUUCCACCCCAAUCUCAUCAUCCUACUGACAAUUACUCUGGAGUAGAUCCUGCUUCAAGAAUGGCACCAGAUUCAGAUUCGUUUCCUCAUGCCUAUAAUCAUGAUAAUUUUCAGCAUCAUGCUAGUUUCUCACGACUACCUUCAAAUGUUAUGGGAUCACUUGCUUCAGGCAUUCCACCCCAAUUUCAUCAUCCUACUGACAAUUACUCUGGAGUAGAUCCUGCUUCAAGAAUGGCACGAGAUUCAGAUUCGUUUCCUCAAGCCUAUAAUCGUGAUAAUUUUCAGCAUCCUGCUAGUUUCUCACGACUACCUUCAAAUGUUGCAGCCCCACCUCCAUCAACCAUGGCUCCACCAUCUCAUUUUCCUAGUGAAAACAUCCACCAACCACCAAAUGGCUCUGAGCAUUCUGUUUAUCAUCAUCAAUCACAUCCGCACCCGCCAUACCAGCCUGAACCUCAUCAGAGCAUACCGCAAAACUACCCUUCCCAUGAUAUACCCUCUUUUGCAUCACAUCCCAAUUUUCAGUCCUACCUGAGUUUCACGGAGAGUAGCCUUCCCGCUGCUCCUUCUCAUUACCCUUAUUAUCAAGGUUCCGAUGUUGCUACCUACACCAGUUCACCACCUUCUAACGCAGCGGUACCAUAUGCUUCAACUCCUAAAUAUAGUUCUAGUGGCAAGAACGGGAGCCUUUCGGAAGUUUCAUCACCGACCUCAGAAAGGUACGAGUAUGAUAGCAGUUACCAGCCUCCACCUGAAAAAAUUGUUGAAGCACACAACGCGGCGAGAUUUGCAGUAGGGGCUUUGGCAUUUGAUGAAGUAUCUGUUGCAGUGGACCACCUUAAGAAAGCUCUCGAUUUGUUGACGAAUCAAUCAUCUGCCCACUGAAUCCUCUUGUAUGUGGACUUCAUACCAAGAUUGAUUUCCUUGCUUCAUUCACUUGCAUGCUAAAUUUACUUAUUCAUUAUCCAAGUUGUUGCAUGGAUUGUAUAUGUUUGUUAUCUUUAUUUGUUUGAAGUUGGCCUUGAUGUUUCUCUA
Salvia miltiorrhiza (redroot sage) is the source of this 2238-nucleotide messenger RNA. RefSeq names its product early nodule-specific protein 2-like. The transcript has a single exon. Lineage: Eukaryota; Viridiplantae; Streptophyta; Magnoliopsida; Lamiales; Lamiaceae. The record is from RefSeq and is a predicted model, not a curated record. Bases 40 to 2088 code for a protein of 682 amino acids.